This is a messenger RNA of Cylindrotheca closterium, 1596 nucleotides long. The record is from the annotation of a GenBank genome assembly. Lineage: Eukaryota; Bacillariophyta; Bacillariophyceae; Bacillariales; Bacillariaceae.
AUGGGCUUCCAACUUAAUCCUGCUAAAUCCUCGUCAUUGGCAGCAGUCAAGAGGAAUCCAUCCACUACAGUCCUAUUUGGAAAGAAAGCAAUCUCACGUGCCAGCAAGCUUUCCAAAAAUGAUCGUGAUAUGAGGAAUGCAUUGGAAUCAUGUCUCGAUGGCAGUCUGAAUGUCGCAGAACAACGAGACGUCAUACUGAUGGUGGAUUCCAACAAUGUUCGAGGAAAAGACGACUUUAAGCUUACCAACAGCCAACUGCUCUCCAAACUCAAGGCUUGGCGACGACAAUUCUAUCCAAACUUGAAUAUUGUCUGCCAUGUUGAUCACGGCAGUCGCCCUGAUAUUUUCGCCUACGAUGGUCUUGGUCUUGUGGAAUUUGCUGGACCGAAUCGCGUGGCCGAUGAUGUGAUUGCACAAAGUACGCGGUGGCUUUCCAAUGUCACGAUGCACGACGACCCUGAAUAUAGAGAAGAAAAUUUGGAUGUUGACGUCUUUGUUGUAACUUCUGAUGGCGGCCUUCGCACAAGGUGUCUCCGAUCGAAUCAGCCAGGAAACUUCAAACGCAAACGCACAGCCAAGGAGAAUGUCAAAGUGUUUGCCUCCCAGCAGCUUCUGCAGUCAUUUGAGCGGAUAAAGGACGAUACUCAGUCCGUUGGGGAUGGCACCGAUACCAACCCUUUGCACAAGAUAUUGGAACGGCAAGUGCUGGAGGUGGAAAUGGACCUUCGUUCGUAUGAGCAACUACGCCCUCCGUGGCCAAAUCAAAAAGCGAAAGAAGCUGCCAUGGCUGCUGGUCCAUGGAAGUCUUCACUUCUAUCACCAUCCUAUGAUGAAUCAAGCCAAUCUAGUGAAGCUGAGUCAGAUUCGUCUCCUCCAAGUCCAAUGACUACCUUUCAAGAAAAGACGUGGCAUCGAAUAGUGGUGGCAGAAAACAUGAGACGACGGAUGGAGUCAUUGUCACAAUCCGAAGCUUGGUCGACUAUGGAACCGAGUGGAUUGCUGAAGCGAUAUCAUUCGUUGCACAAUGAUUCCUUAUCAGAUACAAUUCCCACCAGAAGUAUGGUAUCUGACAACCGGAUUCGCUAUGAAAGGACAUUACAACAGCAGUUGGUGGAAUAUUUGGAAGCAGGAGUCGACUCCGUAUCCGACAAUCCAACUUUGACGACGCCAACAAAGACACCGGUCGAGGUUGCAGCAGCAUUACUUCAGACCAUGGUACUUGAAUCAGCUGGCAAGACGCAAGACCAGAUCCUGCUGCGAUAUCUGAAUGAAGCUCCCGAAUAUUUGCAGUUUCCCACCAAGGACAACCUCAAGGGCCUUCUCACGGCGAUUGCCAUGCGUCAAAAGCCAGAAGGAUCCACACGAAAACAGUGGUGUUUGCGACCCGAUCCACCACGACUGGAUUGUUGGCCCAUCCAACCUGGCAAGACCAGUCAAAGACAGCGAAAGUCACGACGAUCCAAGUCAUUAUUUGAUCCAGUGGACGAUGCCUUGGUGGAGCGUGGUGCAAAGGCUGAAGAAACGUGGUUUUCGUUGCUCAAAUGGAAAAAGAAUACUGCCACAUCGCCCCUACAAGUAGACAGUACGUAUGGAUAA